This is a messenger RNA of Lathyrus sativus (Indian pea), 591 nucleotides long. Lineage: Eukaryota; Viridiplantae; Streptophyta; Magnoliopsida; Fabales; Fabaceae. The record is from the annotation of a GenBank genome assembly.
AUGUCUUCCCAAUAUUCCCUCAUUUUCUUCUUCUUCCUUUUCCUCUCUUGCAACACCAUCACUUCUUCAUCAUCAUCAUCACAAAACGACGACACUUUCGAUUUUGUUCGUCCUAUAGAUCGCAAGCUGUUAGGCCUAACCAAGAAGGAAAAACUAAGUCAUUUCAAAUUCUAUUGGCAUGACAUUCUGAGUGGAAAAAACCCAUCUUCAGUUUCAAUUCUUCCACCAUCUUUAAACUCAAGCACUUAUUUUGGUUCAGUCAACAUGAUUGACAACCCUUUGACAUUAGGACCAGAACUGAGUUCGAAACUUGUGGGAAAAGCUCAAGGCUUCUAUGCAUCUGCUUCACAGGUUGAACUCGGUUUACUUAUGGCUAUGAAUUUUGCUUUCAUUGAAGGAAAGUAUAAUGGAAGUACUAUCACUAUCUUGGGGAGGAAUCCUGCUUUCAAUAAGGUUAGAGAGUUGCCUGUUGUUGGUGGGAGUGGACUCUUCAGAUUUGCUAGAGGCUAUGCUCAAGCUACUACUUACUCGUUGGAUCUUAAAUCUGGGGAUGCUUGUGUGGAGUACAAUGUUUAUGUUUUUCAUUAUUGA